Messenger RNA from Rubroshorea leprosula, 955 nucleotides. NCBI's taxonomy places the organism in Eukaryota, Viridiplantae, Streptophyta, Magnoliopsida, Malvales, Dipterocarpaceae. The record is from the annotation of a GenBank genome assembly.
GAAAACAAUAUAAAACAAGUAAAUCGAAGUUUAGAUGAUUAUCAAGGCAUGUUUUCAAUCAUGUUGAGCAAUGAUAAUAACUCAACCACUAGAAAACACCGUGUGGAUGAAUCCUUCAUGCUCAAAGCAAUGCAACUACAAUUUCAGAGGCUAGACAUCAUGUUUGGUGAGAUUAAAGACAAAAUGGAGAAGCAAGAUGCAGCCAUAGCCAAGUUAUACCAAAUAAAGAAUGGAAGUCCGAAUUUGCAUAGGAAUGAUGCAAAUGACGAUUUCGAUGACAAUUAUGAAGAUGCAUUCAAAAAUGAUGGCCAAAACUCAAAUUUCAGCAUCGAAAGAAUUAUGAGAGGUAAAAAGGGCCAAAGAGGUAGGUUUAACCAAAGAGAGCAAAAUUUGCCAAGGUGGGGAGAUCGGCAAGAUCAUGACUUAGGUAGCAUCAAGAUGAAGAUUCCUCCAUUUCAAGGCAAAAAUGAUCCAGGUGUGUAUUUGGAGUGGGAAAAGAAGGUGGAGUUGGUGUUUGAUUUCCAUAACUAUUCUAAGGAGAAAAAGGUGAAACUAACAAUGGUGGAAUUUACUGAUUAUGCUAUGGUGUGGUGGGAUCAGUUUGUGCUUAGUCUACGUAGAAAUCGUGAGCAUCCUAUUGACACUUGAGAAAAGAUGAAAGCUGUGUUGAGAUCCUAUUGACACUUGAGAAAAGAUGAAAGCUAUGUUGAGAAAACAGUUUGUUCCAUUACUACCACGAUCUCUAUCAAUGGUUGUUUCAAGGCUCCAAUCUUGUUCUUGAACAAGAAACGAAGGCCUAAACCAAGCUUCUUCACCGGUUUCUCAAAGGAAGGCUGUCGAGUUCCCUUUUUUUUUUUUUCUUUCGGGUGGCUGCAGCGGGAAGAAAGAAGAAGAAGAGCAGAAUCGGGCUAAGAAGAAAGAGGAAAAAAGGAGAAAAGAAAUAAGCCAUCCUUAU